This is a messenger RNA of Paramecium sonneborni, 2654 nucleotides long. The record is from the annotation of a GenBank genome assembly. NCBI's taxonomy places the organism in Eukaryota, Ciliophora, Oligohymenophorea, Peniculida, Parameciidae.
AUGAAUCAAACAUUAAUGAGAUUGACUCUAACUCCUAAUAAGAUGAUUGUACAAAUUUAAAGAAACUCUAGAUAGAUCCUGACUCUUAAUUCACUAGAAUAUCUAACAAAUUGAUUAUUGAUAGAGGAAAUAUGAAAAUGUGGGAAAGUAAAGAAAAGUUCGAUUAGAGUUUUCAACCUAGAAAGAUUUUUGGUAUUUUAGGUAUAUUUGAAGUAAGUGGAAAACCUGUCUUAUUGUAUAUAGAAGAUGUAUAUAUGAUUGGUGAAUUAGAAGGAUGGCCAAUCUAUCAAAUUACAAAAGUAGGAUAUGUAGAUAAAGUAUAUUUUAGUUUUAUCAAUAUAGAAACAUUAAGAACCAGAACAUGAUAAUUUUGAGAAAGAUUAAUUAGAAAAAGUGAAGAAUUUAUUUAUAAACUCUUUUUAUUUUAGUUAUGGAAUAGAUUUAACUAGUUAAUCAAAUUUUUAACAUAAUCGUUUUUGGUGGAAUAGUAAUCUUUGUAAGAUGUUUCCACCGGAAUGGUAAUUGAAAAUUAUUUAAGGUUAUGUUGGGAUAUUCUAAAUAACAUUAAAAAAUUUAAAUUAAAUUAAAUAUUGUUUAAUUAGUCGAAGAUCUUUCUAUAAAGGAGGUUCUAUUAGAAAUGAUACAGGAAUAGAUUCUGAUGGUAAUGUUGCUAAUUACACUGAAACUGAAUAAUUACUUUAUAUGAAUAACGAAAAAGCUAAAUAAAUUUUAUGUAGAGGUAGUGUUCCUCUUUUUUGGUAAUACAAUAUCUUUAAUAAUUCUAUUGUUAUCAGUUAAGAAGAUCCAAAAAAAGCACUUAACAAACAUUGUCAAAUACUAUUGUCAAAUUAUUUCAAAAUCCUUUUUGUUAAUUUAAUUGAUGAUGAUUCAUAACUCUCAAAUUAAUUAGAUAGAUAUCUAACUGAAUCUGAUUAAAUGAAUAUCUACAAAUUCAAUUUUAAAAAAACAUUUCUCAAUAAAGAUUUAGAUUCUAUUAAUAGAUUCUUAGAAAAAUUAAUUGAUUAAGUUGAUUUCUCUUCUACAUUAGGAGUAAGACAACAAAAUAUUAUAAGAAUUAAUUGUUAUGAUUGUUUAGAUCAAACUAAUAUUAUUAUGACUAAAAUUGCAAUGAUAGCAAUCUAAAAAAUGCUCUAAUCUUUUAAAGUGGAUAUUCUCGAAGAAUUUAAUACCUAAUAACUUUAUGUUGAUUUAGAUAUUCCAAGCAUUCAUAAUAUUCAUCCAUUUCUUAUCUAUUUUAAAUCUAAAUGGAUGGAAAAUGGAGAUCAUUUAAGAUUAAUAUAUAAAGUUGGUUAAUAAAAUAGUGAUUUAAAUUAAUUUUAUAAAAAUAUGGUAGAAGAAAAACAAUUAAAAGAAGUUAUUCAUCGAAUUCUAGGAUUUCCUAUUUCUGAAAGUUAAUCUAAUGAAAAUAUAAUGAUGCUUGAAAGAACAAUGAAAAAGAGAGAAAAUGAAUAUACUUAAUUAUUAUAAAAGAGUGUUUAUGUAGUUACUUGGAAUAUUAAUGCUCAUUAACCAAAUGAUAAAUAAUUGUAUAAUUAAUUAUUUUAAUUUACAACUCCUCCUCAUAUUGUUGCUAUUGGAUUUUAGGAAUUAGUUAAAUUAAAUACUCUAACAGUAGUUGGUAGGUAGAAUAGAGAUGUUGUGGAAAAUUGGAAAUAGAUUCUAUACAAUUGUCUAAAUACAAAAGCAAAAUAUGUAUUAGCAGCUUAAUAAGUUAUGGUUGGUACUUUCAUUUUAGUGUUUGUUUUAGAUGAUGAAAAAUUACAUAUUUCAAAUGUUAAAACUGAAAUUGUCAAAUAUGGAUUUGGAUAAUCAUUAGGAAAUAAAGGAGGAGUGGUAACAAUAAAUUAUAUAAAUAGAUCAUUAAAUUACGAUUCUAUGAUAGUAAUAUCUGUUUUAUUAAUGUACAUUUACCAGCUGGAUAAAAAUGUAAUGAUGAUAGAAUAGCUGCAUUUGAUUACAUUCAUAAUAGAGCUGAAUUAAAUUAAUGUGAUUGGGCUAUCACAUUUGGAGAUAUGAAUUUUAGAAUCAAUUUAGCUCAACAAUCUGUUGUAGCAAGUAUUUAAAAUUAUCAAAAUAUUUAAAUUCAAGAAUAAAAAGAUGCAAUCUUAAAACAUUUAAAAGGUAUCUUAUCAUUAAAUAUAAAAGAAUAUGAUUAAUUGCAUUUAGAAAAAUAAAAAUCUUAAUAUUUAAAGUAAUUUAAUGAAGCUGAUAUUUAAUUUUUACCAACAUAUAAAUUUGAUAUUGGAACUGAAAUCUAUGACACUGUGAAAAAAAGAGUACCUUCCUUUACUGAUAGAAUUCUUUUAAAAAAAAUCUAAAAAGUUGCCAUCCAUUCAGUUGAAUGGUAUGAUAAAAUUAAAGGAAAUUUUUAAGUAUCUGAUCAUAGACCUGUUGGUUGUUUAAUAUCAACUUAAGUUUGUGAAAUUGAUAAAAAGAAAAAAGAAAAAUUAUUUAGAGAAUUAAUAUAAUUAGAAGAAGAUGAAUAAUAUGGGCACUAAUAUUUUCCAAAUAUUUAAUCAGUAAAAAAUUUUGAGCCAUGUAUGAAAUAUAGAUAAAGAGCUACUUAAUUAAAAAUAACUUUAAAGACAAAUAAAGAACUAUUAAUGUAAUUAUGUAACCCUGAAUUUGAAUGA